AUGGAUACUUGUGAGGCCACGCACCGCCUGGUGCUUGGGUGCGCGACUGCCAUCAAGGUCGAGUCGCUCAAAAUGAACAGGACGUCCAUCAUGGACUCCAACAAGUUCUUGUCACCGCUCACCUCCAUGUGUCGCAUCAACGCAGCCGUUGUGUCGCGCCUGGGUGCUGUAGCCGACACCACUGCAAUCUGCCUUGAGAUCAACAGCUACAAUGAUUCCAUGACUCGCCUGGUGCCGUACCAGGCCACGACGACUGGCCUGCCCAUGGAUGCCUCACAGGUGCACAUCAUGUACCUGCACACAUCGCUUUUCAAGGACGUGCUGGCCAAGAGCAUGGCCCUGGCAAUCUCUGAGUGCACGGCACUCGAGAAGGCCAAGUCAACGCCAUCUGCCUGUGGAGCCUAUGUUCCAAAGAGCGGCACCGCUUGCGAGUUUCUGGCCCUCCGGUAUUGCAGCUCUGGCAUGGCGGUCGCGUCCCUGAUGAACGGCGAGGUCCACCGCGGCUUUGCCAGUGAGCAUCUAACGGGCACCGCAACACUCAAGCACUUCGAUGCUGCCCUUGGCAAGCUGCGCCGGGGCAACUACCCUAGCCUGGUCGCGCCGGUGCUGGCUCUGCUGGAGACAUUCUACUACUGCGUCAAGGGUACUCGGGCUUGCCUGUGCGCAUCCUACCGAGAGUUUAUCAUCACUGAGAUCUGGGACUAUCUGCAGACUCUGCUGGAGUACAGCAGUCACUUUGACGACGAUAUCUUUGGCGGGGCCCAGUCGGGAGAGGAGAGUGCGGUUGACGCAGCGCGCAAGCUGGCCCUGCCACUGUACGCCGCCUACGAGGACGGGCUGCGGACAUGUCACUGCGCCAGACCGGGGUGCGGGAGCUGGUCCAGUCUGCGCGCCUGUGUGAUAGAGACUCGGUGUUUUUCUCCCUCGAGGCAUUCAGGGCGCAUAUUAAGCUGCUGCUGGGACCUGAGGCUGCCCCCACGACCCGUGUUGUCAAGGCCAGGGACAGGGCCGACAUGUUCCAGCAGCUGGCAUCGGAGAUUGAGGUGCUGA
Sphaeroforma arctica JP610 is the source of this 1050-nucleotide messenger RNA. RefSeq lists its product as hypothetical. The record is from RefSeq and is a predicted model, not a curated record. The transcript has a single exon. NCBI's taxonomy places the organism in Eukaryota, Ichthyosporea, Ichthyophonida. Bases 1 to 1050 code for a protein of 349 amino acids.